Molecule: messenger RNA, 1692 nt
Organism: Maniola jurtina (meadow brown)
Lineage: Eukaryota; Metazoa; Arthropoda; Insecta; Lepidoptera; Nymphalidae
Product: carbonyl reductase [NADPH] 3-like
Exons: 2
Coding region: 624-1475 (283 amino acids)
Molecular function (GO): carbonyl reductase (NADPH) activity
Source: RefSeq, a predicted model, not a curated record
UUUUUUUAUUGUUAGUUUUUUUAAAUUAUUAAUUUAUAUUUUAUAAAAUAGUAGGUAUUCAAGUUAUUAAUUUGGUAGGUACAAUUCCUAUCUACAUGGGUAUAAUAAAGUGUUUUGGUCAAAUGUAUAUAAAUUGCAGUAGGUCAUCAUGCAGGAAGCCAUCUGUGCCUCAGAACUAUAUACUAUCUGUGCAAACUUGUAAAACAGCCAAUAGACCACGACUUCCGCGCGAAGAUUGUUAGCCCCGUGGAACGAGUAUUUCUCGGGAUCAAGAGCAUAUAGAUCACUCAUAGUCCUCUCUAUCUAUCUGCCUGUAAAAAUCUAUUAGAUAUUUAAAGUCAUCGAACAUCGAUCACUUAGCGGUUUCGGAGAUAAGCUCGGCAAACAGACAGACAAAAAUUAAAAAGUGUAAAUUAUCGAAUUCGAAGCCUACGUAUGCAGACAAGAACGCAUUUAUUAUACCUAGUCCGCACAGAACACCAACCAAUAAAAGAUACUGUCUUGUAGUACCUACAGAGUAGGUAGCUGUGUGCAUAAGAUAAACGUUGACCUCGUCGUCUGCUACUGUACAAUAUUAGUUUUAAGUACCUAUACUUAACUAAGUACAACGAGAUAACUUUGAAAUGAUUGAAACUGAGAGAGUAGCAGUGGUUACUGGAGCUAAUAAAGGUCUCGGUUUUGCCAUAGUCAAAGGCUUAUGUGAAAAAUUCCAAGGGACAGUGUAUUUGACAUCUCGAGACGAAAAACGGGGCAAGGCAGCUUGUGAAGAACUACAGAAAUUAGGUUACAAUCCUGAAUACUACCAGCUUGAUGUAACUGAUGAUAGCAGCAUCUCAGUAUUCUGUUCUUAUUUUCGUUCACAAAACAAAAAGAUAGACUUGUUGAUAAACAAUGCAGGUAUAUUAUUCCUAAAAGAUUCAAAGGAACCGAAGACCUAUCAAGCUGAACAAACUUUACACGUAAACUUUUUAGCUUUAGUUAAUUUUACUGAAGCGAUUCUACCUUUGAUAAAUAACAACGGGACUAUUCUCAAUAUAACGAGUUCUUCAGGACAUCUAUCGAGAAUACCUUCAGAGGAAUUGAGAAAAAAAAUCAGUGAUCCUAAUUUGAAUUUGGAAGAAUUGAGGGUAUUCAUGAAAAGUUACAUAGAGGCGGUAAAAUUGAAUAGAGAAGUCGAUGACGGUUGGGGGGAUUCCCCGUACGUGGUGUCGAAAGUUGGAGUGAAUGCAUACACCUUCAUAUUAAAUCGAAGAUUAGCUGAUAAGGGUGUUCUCGUAAACUGCUUCCAUCCCGGUUACGUGAUGUCCGACAUGACUCGCGGCGCUGGCUCCGUGACUCCUGAGCAGGCUGCUCGAGUGGCUCUCAAGGUCGCUCUGCAGCCGGCGGGCGGAGGGCUGUAUGUCUGGCAUAAUGGUGCAGCUGUACCAUGGGAUGGACCGGAUCCGAGAGGAUAUAUCGAUGGAAAGAGUGGUUAAAUGCUGGUCAACUUUGGUCAGAUGUUAUGUCGGGCUGAGAUCUAUAGCACACUUCACGACAGUUAACUUUAAAAAAAAACGCCGAGGCUUUACUUUACAGGUAUCAACUAAAAAUGACAAAUACUACAUAUGCUGCGAGAGAAUGAGAAAGAAUACAUUAUACAGCGUUUCCUAUUAUUUCAUACUUUAGUUACCUCUUGUCUCAUUUGUUGAAAUU